Messenger RNA from Orbilia oligospora ATCC 24927, 2040 nucleotides. RefSeq lists its product as uncharacterized. The record is from RefSeq and is a predicted model, not a curated record. NCBI's taxonomy places the organism in Eukaryota, Fungi, Ascomycota, Orbiliomycetes, Orbiliales, Orbiliaceae. The coding region runs from base 1 to 2040 and encodes 679 amino acids. The transcript has 2 exons.
AUGGACUCUCCGUCAUCCGUUGCCACGCUCAAGUCCCGCCUCGAAUUGGGCCACAUGGUCCGUCGCCCAUCUGCUCCACCAGUCGGGCUGCAAACCGAGGACUCUGAAAACCAACCUCGAAAGAAACCUCCACCGCCUCCACCACCAUCUGCUCCACCCCGCAAGCCGAGUGCUUUCUCACCUCCGAUCGAACCUCAAUCACCUGGAGACGCUGCCUCGAAGCUCGAGGAAAGAAACUACGGGCGGAUGGACGACCAAGAGCAACAUCAUCACCACUCCGUUCCUCCUUCGUCCCCUCCACCAUACGCUCCGCCUUUGCCUACAAGGCAGAACAGCAACAACUUCACCACCCGCCAGACUACCGCCCCUCCACCCCCACCUCAGCUGCCCCCUCGGCUGCCCCCUCGACCGCCUCCCAGGCCAAAGCCAGAAACCUUUGCGCACAGCCUACUCAAGAAAAAGCCCGCCCCAAAGCCAGCUGGACAAGGUCGGAGCCUGCCUCCACCUGUGAUCCCUCCACCUGUUCUCAAGGGCACAUGGGGAACGCCAAAGGAGGAGCCUAGGCGUCCUAGUAUCGGUCUUAGUCGCCCAAUCCAACCGCCUGCGCGGCCUGGAACCACAGAAACACCUUCUCCCCCCCCUUUUAUCCCUCCUCCUCUAACUGCCAGGCCUUCACUACCCCCUCGAAAGUCUCUCCCCAGUCUGAGGCCCCUCCCAACUGCCACUUUACCCAUCCCACCUCUACCCAAACGAGUCCUUUCUCAGCCACAAAUUGAGCCUGUACAUAUUCACCAAACAGAAGAACCGGUAGCAGCACCAUUGCCACACCGUAGGAAUAUUCUCUCCAUGGGAUUCGGUGGUAAACAGGGCAAACUCCCCUCUCCACCUCAGACACCACAACCAGAGACGAGACCUCCCCCAAUCCCAAUUAGUAGCCGUCCAGCAGCCAGUACUCCUACAGUAAACACAGGCACAAAGCCAGGCCCACCACCCCUUCCUGCUGCAAGACCUGGCACCUCUGCGCCUUCGAAUCACCGGAAUAUCAAUACUACAUGUCUGAAAUGUCGAGACUUCUCGCAUGUUGAUGCUCAUGCUGCCAAGUUCCCGAGACAUGCCUACGACGACGUCCAGCGUCUUGCUCUUGAUCUGACCAGAAACUUUGGUUCGGACACAGAUAAAGCCAGAGUACUUUUCACAUGGCUGCACCAUAACGUUGUAUACGACGUUGACGCCUUCUUCAACAACGCUGUCCAGCCAUCGACUCCAGCCAGCACUCUCCGCACCGGUCUGGCCGUCUGUGAAGGAUUCGCGGGCCUAUUCGCCGCUAUGGCCAUGUACUCCGGCCUAGAGGCCAUCGUGAUCGGUGGCCACGGGAAAGGUUACGGCUGGGACGGCCCCGAUGCCAAAACAAUCCCCUCGUCGCCCGGCGGUCAUGCCUGGAACGCAGUUCGGAUUGAUAACGGUGUUUGGCAGACAAUCGACCCUUGCUGGGGAGCAGGAUAUCUCUGUGGCGCGGAGUACAAGCAGGUUUUCUCGCCACACCACUUCACAAACACCAAUGAAGAGUUCAGAAAGAGCCAUUUCCCUGAAAAUCCAGAUCAGCAGUUUUGUGCAAAGCCGAUCACAUUCCGGGAAUAUUGGUUGAUGGAAGAGGGUCCUAAACUUUACGCUACGUUUUCGGAGCCGGACUUCGAUUACGGUAGGGAUAGUGUGGAGCCUGGGGUGAAAAAUUUACAACCGCAUGUGCGGUAUCGGUUUAGGAUUGCUGGCCCAUGCGAGCAUAAGCCAGCUACUAAUAACUGGAUUCUCUUGAUCAAUAAUGGCCGGAAGGAAGAAGAGCAGGUCAUGAUGCCAGACGGACGAGGCGGGUUUGUAGCAGACUUGACGACCGGUGGCUCAGGCUCGGCGGUCAACCUAUCGGUGCUGACGGUAUUUAAUGAUCAGAGUGCGAAGGGGCGACUUACGAUCGACCAGUGGAAGAACAAGAGGGGUGCGAAUAGCUGGGCUACCUCGUGGCUUUGCAAGUGGGAUAUUGCAUGA